Eucalyptus grandis is the source of this 2198-nucleotide messenger RNA. Its product is annotated as ABC transporter G family member 1-like. Gene Ontology annotation, cellular component: membrane. The transcript is spliced from 8 exons. NCBI's taxonomy places the organism in Eukaryota, Viridiplantae, Streptophyta, Magnoliopsida, Myrtales, Myrtaceae. Gene Ontology annotation, molecular function: ATP binding; ABC-type transporter activity; ATP hydrolysis activity. Bases 57 to 2198 code for a protein of 713 amino acids. The record is from RefSeq and is a predicted model, not a curated record.
AGAGAGAGAGAGAGAGAAGAAAGUGGUGGCGGUGGCGGUGAAUCUGCUUGUUUGUAAUGGAGUCUCCUUCCCCCGUCCAUGUGCCCAGGUGGACUCCGAGAUCGAGUCCCACAAUUUCAUUCCCGCCUUGCGAGGAAGCCAACGAAGAUGAUGAAAUACAGGGCUCGGCUUCUGAAGGAGAUGACGAUGGUCUGUCCACUGGAGGCCACGGCGUUGUCUUUCCAUUCGGUAUCGGCUUCGCCGCUGUUCGAGAUGCCCAUGAUGAUGAAGGAGCGCGACCUGAUCUGUUCACGGGAGAGCACGACGACGGAAGCGGGAUGUUCUUGAAGUGGAAGGACUUGUGGGUGACGGCGCCGGACCAGAGAAACGGGACGCAUCCCAUAUUGCAGGGGCUCACCGGGUAUGCCGAGCCGGGUCGGAUGCUGGCCGUCAUGGGUCCUUCCGGCUGUGGCAAGUCAACUCUCCUCGAUGCCCUUGGAGGGAGAUUAAAUUCAAGCACUCAACAGAAAGGAGAGAUCUUAAUCAAUGGUCGCAAACAACCACUUUCUUUCGGAACUUCCGCUUAUGUGACUCAGGAUGACACACUAAUAACAACUCUAACGGUGAGAGAAGCCGUGUGCUACUCAGCUCAGCUCCAAUUGCCAGAAUCCAUGUCCAAAUCGGAGAAGAAGGAGAGAGCUGAGGCGACGAUUAGAGAGAUGGGAUUGCAAGAUGCGAGAGAUACUAGGAUAGGUGGGGGUAGCGCCAAGGGCCUCAGCGGUGGCCAAAAGAGGAGGGUCAGCAUUUGCAUUGAGAUCCUGACACGCCCGAAGCUCCUCUUCCUUGACGAGCCGACCAGCGGGCUUGACAGUGCGGCAUCAUACCAUGUGAUGAACCGCAUUGCCAAGCUGGCCCAACAUGACCGGAGGACGGUGAUUGCCUCGAUUCAUCAGCCUAGCAGUGAAGUCUUUGAGCUUUUCCACAUUCUCUGCCUUCUUUCUUCUGGGAAAACAGUCUAUUUUGGCCUUCGAUCAGGGGCAGAACAGUUUUUUGCAUCAAAUGGUUUCCCAUGUCCAACUCUUACAAAUCCAUCGGAUCACUACCUCAGGACAAUUAACAAGGACUUCAAAUUAGACAUUGAACAAGGAGGCCAUGGCAUGAAUGCAGAAGAAGUCAUUGAAACUCUGGUCAAAUCUUAUGAGUCAUCUCUGAUGCGUCACCAAGUUUGGUGGCAAGUGUCCAAAAUAUCCGGAAAGAAUGUUGGCGGAAAUUUGGGAAGAAAUGGAAGUCAAGCAAGCUUCAUUACCCAGAGCAUUGUUCUGACUAAGCGAUCGUUCGUGAACAUGUAUCGUGACUUGGGGUAUUACUGGCUUCGUUUAGCAAUCUACGUUGCAUUGUGUCUGUGUGUUGGGACUAUCUUCUACGAUAUCGGAUCCACCUAUGGCUCAAUUCAGGCAAGAGGUUCGAUGCUAAUGUUUGUUGCGGCAUUUCUUACUUUUAUGGCAAUCGGCGGUUUCCCCUCCUUUGUUGAGGACAUGAAGGUCUUUGGGCGAGAGAGAUUGAAUGGGCAUUACGGUGUCGCGGCAUUCGUUAUAGGCAACACAUUUUCGUCCAUCCCUUAUCUACUAAUCAUCUCUCUUAUCCCAGGAGCCAUUGCUUAUUACUUGGUUGGCCUCCAAAAGAGUUUUGAGCACUUUGCCUACUUCGCUUCAGUGCUCUUUGCGUGCAUGUUGCUAGUCGAGAGCUUGAUGAUGAUCGUGGCAAGUAUAGUCCCAGACUUCCUCAUGGGGAUCAUAACUGGUGCUGGAAUUCAAGGUGUGAUGAUGCUAAAUGGAGGGUUUUUCAGGUUGCCAGAUGAUCUCCCCGAGCCAUUCUGGAGAUAUCCCAUGUAUUACAUCUCGUUUCAUAAGUAUGCCAACCAAGGUUUCUUCAAGAAUGAGUUCGAAGGAUUAAUGUUUCCCAACCAGAUGGCGGGGUCACCUACAAUUGGUGGUGAAGAGAUCUUGAGAAACUAUUGGCAAGUGGAAAUGGGCUACUCCAAAUGGGUGGAUCUUGCUAUCUUGCUUGGCAUGGUGGUCAUUUAUAGGCUCAUGUUUCUUGGAAUAAUAAAGGCGGCGGAGAAGAUGAAGCCGCUGGUGAAAAACUUUAGGGCUAAAUCUCCUAACCCAUACAUGUCACGGAGAAUCAUUCUUCAACGCCCUGAUAUGUUAGCAAGUUAG